CAACAACCUCGCCCAAAGACGCAUUCCGAUGCUACCACAAUAGAUCUUAAGCAGACUCUCUUCUGCACCUUCCAUUGGCAUACCGUCGACUACUUCACCCCAUCAUCUAAUGCCCGCCCAGUGCUCUGGCUGAAAGAUUAUCAGAAUUCACAUUGCGCCUCUGUAAAGAGGCCGCGGUUCCUCGAGUGUAGCGCCUCCUGGCCUCCGAUCCUCCUUCGAAUUGUCCAUUCCUGCCAACAUGGUACGACUACGAGAGAUUCCUCGCACGGCAGCGUUGGCCUGGUCCUCCGGCCCGGCCAAACCGCUUCUUGUCACUGGCACCCGUGCUGGUGCCGUCGACGAUAGCUUCUCCGACGAGGUCAAGCUGGAGCUGUGGGACCUGAACCUGGAUGACCAGGCGCAGGGACUCGAGCUGCAGCCCAUCGCUAGCAUCGCCGCGGAUUCAAAGUUUCAUGACCUGGCCUGGGGACCACCAGACGAGACGCACCCUCGAGGCAUCAUCGCUGGCGGGCUUGAGAAUGGUUCAUUGCAUCUGUGGGAUGCCGAGAAGCUGAUAUCUGGAGCGUCGGACGCCGAAAUAGCACAUACCUCGAAGCACAGUGGCGCGAUCAAGUCCCUCCAAUUCAAUCCUCUGAAGCCUCAAAUCCUAGCUACCGCCGGCGACAAGGGCGAGCUAUGGAUCCACGACGUCAACGACAUAGAAAACCCGCUCCGUCUGGGCAAUGCUGCGGCCCGGUCGGACGAUAUCGAGUGUGUUGCGUGGAACAGGAAGGUCUCACAUAUCCUGGCAACAGGCGGCUCUGGAGGCUUCGUCACCGUCUGGGACCUGAAGACCAAGAAGGCGUCCCUGACACUUAACAACAACCGCAAGCGAGUGAGCGCUAUCGCAUGGGAUCCGCAGAACUCCACGAAGCUCCUGACGGCGACCCCUGAUGACAGUGCGCCCGUCAUUCUCCUUUGGGAUCUGAGGAACUCCAACGCGCCUGAACGGACGUUGCAGGGACACGAGCAGGGAGUGCUGUCCCUGUCGUGGUGUGAGCAGGACAGUGAUCUGUUGAUUUCCUCUGGCAAGGACAACCGAACUGUCAUAUGGAACCCUCAGACCGGCGAGCGGUACGGCGAGUUUCCGGAAGUAACCAACUGGACCUUCUUGACCCGAUUCAACCCUCAUAAUCCCUCGCUGUCGGCUACGGCCUCCUUCGACGGCAAAAUCGCCAUUCAAACGCUGCAGAAUACCAAUGCGUCGACCGCGCAGGCUGCCGCACAAAAUAAUCUCGACGGCGAGGACUUCUUCACCAGUGCGCAAACACAGCCUCAAGGGUCGUCGUUCUCUCUUCCCAAGGCCCCAGUCUGGAUGCAAAGACCAGUCGGCGCCUCCUUUGGUUUCGGCGGAAAAGUUGUCGUUUUCAGGAAGAACACCGUUGCGAGUGGGCAUCCUCGCUCAUCAAAGAUCUCCAUCUCCCAGUUUUCCGUUGACUCCGACGUUUCCGCCCAGGCCGAGAAGUUUGAGACUGCGGUCCAGAGCGGAGACCUCAAGCAAAUCUGUCAGUCACACUUGGAGCAGGCUAAGACUGAUGAUGAGAAGGCCGACUGGCUUGUCAUGGACACACUCGUUGCAGAGGACCCUCGGCAGCAGGUCAUUAGCCACCUCGGGUUUUCGAAGGACGAGGAGGUGACCAACGGCGGCGACGAGGAGGAGACGCCGGAGGACGAGGGGCCAGAAACACCCAAAGAGAAUGGAGUUAAGAAAGGCUCGCACAAGCGAAUGACAAGCAUUUUCGAUGGCGCUGACGGCGAUGACUUCUUGUCGGGCUUGGCCGCCAACAAAGGCGCAAAGACAGAGGAUCCGUUCCAUCUUCUCAGCGAAGGCAAUACUGCCCUGGAGGACCAGGUUACCAAAGCUCUGAUGCUCGGCAACUUUGCCAAAGCUGCAGACAUCUGCCUCAAGGAGGAUCGCAUUGCAGAUGCUUUCAUAAUCGCUAACUGUGGUGGAAAGGAGCUCGUUGACAAAGUGCAGGCAGCUUACCUUUCCAACAAGAAGGGUAGCCCCAGCUACCUCCGCCUCUUGAGCUCGGUGAUUGCCGGAAACCUCUGGGACGUUGUUUACAACGCGGAUCUGUCCAACUGGAAGGAGACCAUGGCCACGCUGUGCACUUUUGCGCAGCCGAACGAGUUCCCCGACCUCUGCGAGGCGCUCGGCGAUCGUAUUCUUGAGUCGGGCUCACGCAAGGAUGCCUCUUUCUGCUACCUGGUAGGCUCGAAACUCGAGAAGGUCGUGUCCAUCUGGAUCGAGGAGCUCGCGGAGACUGAACAGGCCGAGAUGAAGGAGCCUAGUGAAGACUCAACGUUCUCGGUGCAUGCCAGGUCUCUCCAACAGUUCAUCGAGAAAGUCACAAUUUUCAGGCAUGUGACCAAGUUCCAGGACUCCGAGAUUGGUCAGUCCUCGGACUGGAAGCUAUCGGCGUUGUACGACAAGUACGUCGAGUACGCAGACAUCGUUGCGGCCCACGGCCUCUUGCCUGUUGCUCAGAAGUACCUCGAUCUCUUGCCUUCAAGCUACGCUGCGGCGGAGGUCGCCAGGAACCGCGUCAGGCUGGCAACUCAGAAGAGCACUGCUCAGCCAACUGUUCGCCAGCCAGCGACAGCAUCACGGACAGCAUCUCGGGCACAACCUUCUCGGGCACAACCUGUCGGCUACCAGCCGCCUCAACCAGCUGCCCCGGUUGGUACGAACCCGUAUGCGCCCCCUGCACCGGUCCAGACUCCAGCUGCAAACCCGUACGCCCCUCCGGCACCGGUCCAGACACCAUCUGCGAACCCGUACGCUCCGCCUACGACGAUGCCCGCUGCGAACCCUUACGCACCACCCGGAGUGACUCCUGCGGCCAAUCCGUAUGCCCCGUCUCCAUCCGCGACGUUUGGCCAACCUCAGCAAAGCUACGGCGCAUUUGGGCAGCCGCCGAUUGCGCCUCCACCAAUGGCUGGCCCUCCGAGAGCUGGAACCCCAAGCUCCAACCCGCCUCUUCUCCGGGCGAAGGACGUGGGCGACUGGAACGAUGUGCCGAUGGUAACGAAAGUGCCGACCCGGAAGUCCACGCCCCGAACGGCUCCAAUCAACUCGCCAUUCCCUGGCCAGCAGGGUCCUGCUGCGGUGCCACCACCGCCUCAGAGCCCUUAUGGAGCUCCACCUCGCGCCACGCCGACUCCUCCUCCGCCACCACCAAAGGCGGGCCAGGCUGGGCCGCCUCGAGUUACCUCACCCCUGACGGGACCACCUCAGGCGCGACCUCCGCCCACGGCCUCGAACGCGUAUGCACCUCCACCAGGCGCAGCCGCGCCCCGGACAGCGUCUCCGUAUGGUGCGCCCCCAGCUGGGCCACCGCAGUCAAGUAGAUACGCUCCCGCACCAGCUGCACAGCAGUUCUCUCAGCCACCAGCUGCGACGAUGCCUCCGCCUGCCGCCGCCAGCCGGCCGCCGCCAGCAAACCCCUAUGCGGCGCCUCCGGCCGGGCCAGGCCAGACUGUGCCGUCACCAUAUGCCCCGGCUGCCACACCAACAAACCAGCCGCCCGUGGCGCCGCCGCCAUCAUCAUUCGGCCCUCCGCCAACUGCUCAGUCAAGUGCGACGCCGCCGCCGCCAAGGUCCGCGCCAUCACCAGCUGCUGCUCCCCCUAAGGCCAGGCACCCGGCCGGAGACCGAUCGCACAUCCCCGCCAGCGCUCAAGCCAUGGUCGAUAUCCUGAGCCGCGACAUGCAAAGGGUUGCAUCCAAGGCGCCACAAAACUUUGCCCCUCAAGUGAAGGACACGCAGAAGCGGCUGAACCUGCUGUUCGACCAUCUUAACAAUGAGGAGCUGGUCAAGCCAGACACGAUUGCGCAGCUCUCGCAGCUGGCCAACGCACUCGAAUCCAAGAACUACACCGAGGCUCAUCAAAUCCAGGUGAACAUCCACGAGAACAAGACGGAGGAGUGUGGUAAUUGGAUGGUCGGAAUCAAGAGGCUGGUCAGUAUGAGCAAGGCCACUCCUUGAAAUUUUAGAGCGACGAGACCGCCUCUUUCAUAAGUGUGGCCAUUGUUAGGCAUCAAGAGUAGAAUAGCCUAGAUCAAAAUCGAAGAGACAUUAGCUUCUCGCCGAGUGAACCCUGCAGUGGCUGUCCUGAAGUCCCCC
This is a messenger RNA of Diaporthe batatas, 4168 nucleotides long. RefSeq lists its product as uncharacterized. The coding region runs from base 239 to 4030 and encodes 1263 amino acids. Gene Ontology annotation, biological process: endoplasmic reticulum to Golgi vesicle-mediated transport; intracellular protein transport; endoplasmic reticulum organization. The transcript has 3 exons. NCBI's taxonomy places the organism in Eukaryota, Fungi, Ascomycota, Sordariomycetes, Diaporthales, Diaporthaceae. Gene Ontology annotation, molecular function: structural molecule activity; protein binding. The record is from RefSeq and is a predicted model, not a curated record. Gene Ontology annotation, cellular component: endoplasmic reticulum exit site; COPII vesicle coat.